Messenger RNA from Gadus macrocephalus (Pacific cod), 2920 nucleotides. RefSeq names its product heparan-sulfate 6-O-sulfotransferase 3-B-like. The transcript has 3 exons. The record is from RefSeq and is a predicted model, not a curated record. NCBI's taxonomy places the organism in Eukaryota, Metazoa, Chordata, Actinopteri, Gadiformes, Gadidae. Gene Ontology annotation, cellular component: membrane. The coding region runs from base 1 to 1032 and encodes 343 amino acids. Gene Ontology annotation, molecular function: heparan sulfate 6-sulfotransferase activity.
AUGAAACACGGAGAUCUAGCGCAGACGAGGAACCCAGCGGCGCGACUAAUCGGACAAGCUUCUACCGAAAGCGGCGGCCGGGACACGUCCUUCAGGACGGGCCGCAGGGCUCGCGCGACAGACGGCGUCGGAGAGGAGAUGAGAGGCGACAACAGGUGUCAGUCCAUUUAUGUUGUCUUUCUGUCCGUCUGUCUUCCCGUGUGCCGCAGGAACUUCUACUACAUCACGAUGCUGCGUGACCCCGUCUCCCGCUACCUCAGCGAGUGGAAGCACGUGCAGCGCGGCGCCACCUGGAAGACCUCGCUGCACAUGUGCGACGGCCGCUCGCCCACGCAGGACGAGCUGCCCACCUGCUACAGCGGCGACGACUGGUCGGGCGUCUCGCUCACCGACUUCAUGGACUGCCCCUCCAACCUGGCCAACAACCGGCAGGUGCGCAUGCUGGCCGACCUCAGCCUAGUGGGCUGCUACAACCUCUCCUCCAUGAACGACAGCGAGCGCUCCCAGAUCCUGCUGACCAGCGCCAUGAGCAACCUGAAGAACAUGGCCUUCUACGGCCUCACCGAGUUCCAGCGCAAGACGCAGUACCUGUUCGAGCGGACGUUCAGCCUGCGCUUCAUCGCCGCCUUCACGCAGAUCAACAGCACGCGCGCCGCCAACGUGGACCUGAGCGAGCCGGUCCGCCGCCGCAUCGAGGAGCUGAACCUGCUGGACAUGCAGCUGUACGAGUACGCCAAGGACCUGUUCCUGCAGCGCUUCCAGUUCAGCCGCCAGCGGGAGCACCGCGAGGUGAGGCUGAAGCGCCGCGAGGAGCGCCGCUGGCUGCGGGAGCAGCGGGAACAGGUCCGGUCCUCCUGGCUGCCCCGGCACCCGGCACAGGGCUCCAGAGGAGCAGGAGGAGGAGGAGGAGCAGGGGGAGCUGGUGGAGGAGGAGGAGGAGGAGGAGGCGGGCGGUUAGGGACGGGGAAGGAGAGUGCGGGCGAUUUCCCCGCCACCACCGAAGACUACACCAGCCAAGUGGUCCGCUGGUGAGACCCCCGCAGUCCCUCUGCAAAUAAAGAGGGAGGGCGAGAGCGCUGGGAAGCAUAUGAAAGCAAUCGCUGAAGGAACAGUAUUAAUAUGUACUUUUAAUAUAUACUCUCUCUCUCUCUCUCUCUCUCUCUCUCUCUCUCUCUCUCUCUCUCUCUCUCUCUCUCUCUCUCUCUCUCUCUCUCUCUCUCUCGAUCUUGCCGGUGUAUCCUGUCACCCUCUCUUUCCGUGUCACUAUUCUUAUCUAUCUACUGUAUCUAUCUGUUUUACCAGCUUCAGUGUGAAACGAGUGCUCUGCUUCUUUAUUUACGGUCAUGAAACUGCCAAGUCUGCGUCUCACGGCAGCCCCGCCGUCUCGGAGUGGCCUUCUGUGUCUUAAAUCUUUAACUGGGUGGUUUUAACGAUUCCUUUCUAAUAGUGGCUGAUCAUUUUGCUGCUUUAAUCCUUCGGCCUGGUUGUUUAUCGUCGGAUGGUGAUGAGUGGUCAGGGGACUGAAAGACGAUGACGUGAGGGCUGGAGAACGUUUCAGAAGACACUGCUGCAGUGCUCACACCCUUAUUGGUUGCACAUUCACUGUGGAUUUGUGGAUGUCUGGACGAUGUUUCUGCUGCAGUAUGUGGAGACACAUGGUUCCCACUUGAAAAUGUAAUGAAAAAAAAUGACCAAAAAAAAAUAUAUUGUUGCAUGUCACGUGUCCACAUUAUACUUAGAAUCGGGGAGGAACUUCUAGAAGAAACGAGCAGAGCCAAACUUUAUCGAUAUGAAAACGUAUAUGCUACCCUGCUUUGUCGACGUAAUCCUCCAUGCUCAUCAUAUUGGAUUUGUUCGGGGAAUACCUACAACAUUGUAUCAUUUUCUUCUUUGUUCAUGUCUUUGUUUUUAAAUUGUAACUAAAUUAUAUCGCAGUGCAGUAAGUGAUUCCGCUGAGGCGUAUGCUUGUGCCAAUAAGCUGACUACAAUUAAAUCACGACGUGUAGCCCUCCCCGACACAAACACAUAUUGACCAAUUAGAGACAGUAUCUAACUUUCUAACGGUUUUCACAUCUCCUAUUGGUUCAGACUUUCUGUCAGUCAACCACAGAGACCCAGAGAAGAUCAGCAAUCUCCCAUUCGCCAGAAUGUUUUAGGUAAGAUGUAGCCUAGGAGGUGUUCAUGUACCGUGACAAAGACAAGUCAUGUUUAUUUAUGUAGCCCUUUAACACAGUUACGGUCUCCACAGACUUCACGAGAGCACAUUCAGAUGAGAUCUGACAACCCGAAGCUUCCCAUAAACCCUUUGAGGAGCCAACCUUGAGGAGAAACUCAAACCACACACCUUCUCACCGGCUGGGAGUGCAAUCAUUCUCAGAUAGGCAAACCAAAAAAAUAACAUAUAUCAAUGAUAACUCCUUGGUUUAAGUGGUUCAAGAAUAACGUUUUUUUUUAGCUCUAUACAAGCAGACACGAGGCACUUGAACGCACAAUAGCUGAUGAAAUGAUAUCGCUGUGUUUCCGCCCGGCGGUCUGAUUGUGAAUGAGGCCGUCGGCAUUCCGGCGGCGUAGCGCUUCGGUCGUCACGCUCCCUGCUCCGACAUGUGGGCUGAGCCCGCUGCUGAGCCCACUGUGGACGGCCGCGGCUCUAGCGCCAGAGGAGACUGCGGUCCACAAACAGACGCCAUCAAAGCAAAUGGACGAAUAAUACAACGUUUCUGUCCCCUCGGCGGUCUGAUCGCCUCCAGCUCUCCAGCUAUACGGUGCAUGUGCCAAUUCAUAAACACUACUGUUGCUGUCUUGAUAUGCCUCUCCCCCCGGCCCCCUAUGUCCAUUCGAGAUGUACGAUUAUCAAAUUAAACGCUCAAUAAAUGUUUGCUGCUAUUUUUUUUAAGAAUAAAUUAUUAUGUUUAAACUCUGA